Molecule: messenger RNA, 793 nt
Organism: Candidula unifasciata
Lineage: Eukaryota; Metazoa; Mollusca; Gastropoda; Stylommatophora; Geomitridae
Source: the annotation of a GenBank genome assembly
GGUUCAGGGAGAUGCCAAAACAAGAGAUGACAAAGAAAAGUCAGACAGAAAAAAAGAAGGCAAAGAAAAGGAAUCCAAGGAAAGAGGGCGUGAUAGAAAAAGGCGAGGUUCUUCAAGCAGUGAAUCUGACAGCAGUUCGUCAUCCUCUGUGUCACGCAGUGGCUCCAGGUCCUCAUCCUCUGGCAGCUCCAGUUCUGGUAGCUCCGGUUCUGGUAGUUCUUCACGGUCAGGUAGUUCUAGUUCCAGCCGGUCAUCCAGCAGUGACAGCAGUCGCAGCAGAGGCAGAGACCGUAAACAGAGAACAGAAACCCCAAAACGGAAGAAAAGAAGUCCCACACCAAAGCCAACCAAAGUUCAUGUUGGGCACCUGACCAGAAAUGUGACAAAAGAACACAUACAGGAAAUCUUUUCACUGUAUGGGACCAUCAAAAACAUAGACAUGCCCAUGGACAGAAUCCACGCGAAUUUCAACCGAGGAUCUGUGUACAUUGACUAUGAAACACCAGAGGAGGCACUGAAAGCUAUUAAAUUUAUGGAUGGGGGUCAGAUUGAUGGACAGGAGAUCACUGCUGCUGCUGUACAUGUUCAGCGAAACCCCGUCCGCCCGCCUCCACGUAGAAGCCCUCCAAGGAGAGGGGGCCCACCGCCAAGAUGGAGAGCAUCUCCCCCAAGAUUUAACAGGGACAGGAGGAGAUCACCACCACCAAGAAGAAGCCCACCACGUAGGCGAUCACGCCCAGUUGCACGUAGAAGCAGUCGAUCACGUUCAUUUCGUUCAUUGUUUGCUUCGUAG